Molecule: messenger RNA, 2875 nt
Organism: Dreissena polymorpha
Lineage: Eukaryota; Metazoa; Mollusca; Bivalvia; Myida; Dreissenidae
Product: ubiquitin-conjugating enzyme E2 J1-like
Exons: 7
Coding region: 110-1459 (449 amino acids)
Source: RefSeq, a predicted model, not a curated record
CCUAUUGGUUAGUUUCUGUUUUGAUAAUAGACGGACACGUCAAAACUAGGAAGAAAAACGUUUCAAGUCGAUUUUUCAGUGGAAAAAGUAUUACCAACGAGUUUUCAACAUGCAGGGACUGUAUAGUAUGAGAAGUCCGGCUGUGAAAAGGCUGAUGAAGGAAGCACAUGAACUAAGAGAGCCAACAGAACAGUUUGCAUGUUCCCCCUUGGAGGACAACCUAUUUGAGUGGCACUUCACCAUCCGAGGUCCGGCAGACUCUGAGUUUGAGGGCGGUCUGUACCAUGGCAGGAUCAUACUGCCACCAGAGUACCCCAUGAAGCCCCCCAGCAUUAUCAUCAUGACGCCCAAUGGUCGGUUUGAAAUCAACAAGAAGAUCUGUUUGAGCAUAUCUGGACACCACCCUGAAUCUUGGCAGCCAUCUUGGUCAUUACGUACAGCAAUGCUUGCCAUUAUUGGCUUCAUGCCAACCCAUGGGGCAGGUGCACUUGGUUCCCUUGACUACAGCCCUGAUGAACGCAAGGCUCUCGCUAAGAGAUCACAAGACUACAAGUGCCCUACAUGCGGCUGCAUCAACAACAUCCUGAAGCCAGUCACAGAGGAGUCCAAGAAGACCACGCAGGAGGCACGGGAGCUAGCGGCUCAGAUAGAUUUUAAGGAUGAAAAGGAGAAGAAUGCAGCAUUACAAUCAUCUAGAGCACAAUGUAAUGCAACAGACAACAGCACUGCAGACAACACAGACAUGAAUGCUGCAUCAGCCUCCUACAAUGACGCAGCACAAGCUCAGCAGUUACCCCCUCAAUUUCCCCCACCAUUUGGUCAGUUCCCUUUCGGCAUGCCGUUUCCACCUCCUCCCUUCAUGUUUCAGCAAAUGAUGGCCCAGAAUUUACCAGGCAGCACAAACCUGUCCCAAGUGCCCCGAUUUCCCUUGCCAUUUGCUUCCCCUUUCUUUCCCCCAGUUCAGCCCUCCAUGAUGGCUCCUGGGACAUUUUCCUAUCCCAUGAUGCCUGGCAUGCAGGUGCCCCCAUGGCAACAUGGAGUGCCUUCUCCACCUCCAAGUGGAGAGCAGUUAGGAGAGGUAACCAGUCAAAGAAACACAAGGGAAGUAAACACCGUAACACCAACAGAAGAGCAGAGUACAGCCGGUCAGAUAUCGUCUGCAGAAAAUAAUGAAAGUAACACAACAGAGACACAGAAUUCGACACAGUCUGCCCAGGAAACAAACAGCAAUUCACCAAGAUCUGCACACCAGUCUGGCUUACGUCAUAGGAACACAGCCAGACAGAGGUCUGCAGACCAUACAUCAGCCGAGAUUCAGGCCGGGCCACGAAGGCGGACCUACACCAGCAGUCGGUCAGGUGACGUUGCUCUCUUGACAUUCUGUUUAUUUGUGAUUGCUGUGAUUUUUCUCCUGUUGUUAAGAAGGUUGCAGAUGAUGAAUAUAAUCACCAUUUGGUGAUUACUGUGAAACCAAUACUAGUAUUCAGUCACUAUGGUAAUUUUUGUGGGUAAUCUCAAACACAGAUUCAAAUGUCCUAUGACUUUUCAAGUCUGAAAUCUUAUGUCAGACACACACAAAAAUAACAAAUUUAAAAUAAAUCAAAUGCCAGAUUUAAUAAUCUACGAAAUUUUCUUUCAACAAAAAAUAUGACUCUAUAGUAUUGGAAUGAUCCAUAUAGAACUUAAUCCUACUUAUAAGGCUGAAGAAUAUGUUUACCAGAAAAAUUAACUUAAAGGGGCUUCCAAAAGUUAUUGACAGCUUGAAAUUACAGCUGAUUAGCAGGGACAGUUAAUGCCUUAAUAAUUAAAAAAUAUCUAUUGAAUGUAAUCCAUUGGGUGAUGGAGAUGUGUUGAUUUUUUAUUUCAGCGAAAUAUUAUUUUCAAUGUGUAUGAAUGUGAUUAUUUGGAAUCAAGUCAUUUAUUCAUUUCAUAAACUGUGAGCCCCAUCUUUGCAAGGCAAUUAAAAAGAAAUAAUAUUCCAUAAGUUGUUUGUUUUUUAAUUAACUUCACAUAAAAUGCAAUCUUCUGGCUGGUGAUAUGUUAUUGAUAUUUAUUGUUGCGAACAAGUGUUAUCAGUACGAAGUGUUUUAUUUUAAUAUUGCUGUUUUAUGUCUUGUGAAUAGUAUUCAUUCAGUAUAAUAAUUCAGUAGUAUGGCUUUACAGUGGAGAAUCUUUUUGUUUGCAUGAGUUCUGAUUGGUUGUAUGGCACAAAUUGACAAGUUCAUUGCUUGAUGUUUUCCACUGUCUGCAUGUAUCAUAUGCCUCUCUACAAUAAAAAUCAAUCCCAAUUAUUAUUACGGUAAAAAAACAAUGCUUUUAUUUGAAAUGGGUUCAUUUAAACAAAAAACACAUUCAUAAUGUGAAAAGAUGCACAAGAAUACAUCAAAUUGACAUCUGCAGAUACACUGUAUAAACAUCUUUUCUGCCCUUAUGGCAAAGAUGUGUGCAUUGUGUUAUUCAUGUAUAUCUGACAAGUGUAAACAAAAAAUCAUGUUAUUUUGUGGUGGUGUACAUUUUACAUGUUUUGAUUGCCAUAAUUCAAGUUGCCUUUAUAGUUAUAGGUUAUAGUCUGUCGAUAUAAAGUUGCCUUUUGUUGGUAUAGGUUAUAGUAUGUGCAUAUUAAGUAUAUAGAAAGACCAGUACUCGUAUGAUAUUACUUGCAUUGUUUUUCUGUAUGCAUACCUAUACCAAGUCAAGUUUAAAAAAAAUAUUUGAUUUGCAAUAUUAUUUAAAAGAAGACAGAAAUAAUGUUUUAAUGCAGUUAAUGACUGCAAACAUGUUUUUCUGUUACAAUAUCCAUAGAGUUACAGGUACAUACUGGUAUGGUUAUUUGUUGAUGAUGGUCAUGAAAUCCACAAUAAACUUCUGAAUUGUU